Nymphalis io (European peacock) is the source of this 509-nucleotide messenger RNA. RefSeq lists its product as uncharacterized. Lineage: Eukaryota; Metazoa; Arthropoda; Insecta; Lepidoptera; Nymphalidae. The transcript is spliced from 2 exons. Gene Ontology annotation, cellular component: mitochondrion. The record is from RefSeq and is a predicted model, not a curated record. Bases 270 to 443 code for a protein of 57 amino acids.
CAAUCUAUCUCUAGUCUCUAUGCUGGAUUGCUUCUUGUUGGUUUAUAUUUUAUUCGCAUUUUAUACUCCAAUUGAUAAGUCUAUGGCAACAUUGUAUUGUAAUAUGUGGUAAAGUUCGAAGACUACUACUCUAAAAUUAGUUUAUAUGGCGAUUGGUCGGUUUUUACGGAGGAACCUAGUGAGCAUUACUUUUCCAACUUUGGCUGCAACAUUAAUUUGGCUUGAUUGGAAUCAUACCAGAAAGUGGAAAGCUCAGCAAAGGAAAUAAAAUGGCUAUUUUCGGAAUCACUCCACGCUACAUUUGGUUUGCUGUUCCCUUUUCUGGAUUCUUCAUAGGGAAAUAUCUGGAUGACCAGGAAACUCUGAGAAUGACAAACUUCAGAGAUAAAUCUGCUCUGUAUGGCGGUAGAGUAAAGGAAGGUGACCCACCAUCUUGGCCCUAAAUAAUGACAUUAUACAAUUAAAGUGUAGAGGAUUGCUUGUGUUUAAUAAACUUAGUCAUUGUAUAA